AAACAUGAAGCGACUUCAAAAUAACAAGGCCACACAAGUUUCAAGAACUUGACUAUGAGGGGAAUAGUCAAUGUUUCAUUGGUGGUUACAACCAUGCUGAUAUACAGAUGGAGGAUAUUUGGGAUAGAAUAAGUUUAGGUUACCCGGACUUUGUUGUAACGGUUACCGGUUGGUUGGACACAAUUCAGGUGAAGUCAUGGACCGCCAAACCGCUUCAUGUUAUAGUUAUGCCCCAUUCACACCAAGACCCAGGCUGGCUGGAAACAUUAGAUUCGUAUUUCUCCAUGUCUACUCAACCAACACUUGAUCUCAUGAUAGAGAAACUGACAACAAACCCAACCUGGUCGUUUAUAUGGACAGAGGUCGGCCUAUUACAAAUGUGGUGGACAAAGGCAACCAAUAAACAAAAAUCAUUGUUUAAAAGUUUAGUGCAGAGGGGUCAGCUAGAGCUUGUAUAUGGGGCAUGGAUUAUGACAGACGAGUCUGUGGCUCACUAUGGUGCCAUGCUUGACCAGCUUACAGAGGGACAACUGUGGCUAAAACACAACCUUAAUGUAACGGUAGAAAACAGCUGGGCUAUUGAUCCAUUCGGUCAUUCAUCUACCAUGCCUUAUUUACUUGGUCAGUCAGGGAUUCAAAACAUGGUAAUACAACGGGUGCAUUAUGCAGUAAAACGACAUUUUGCUGAACAGAAGGAUUUUGAAUUCAUCUGGCGACAGAAUUGGGACGACACAGGUACAACGGAUAUAUUUUGUCACAUGAUGCCGUUCAUGUUGUAUGGCAUACCUUAUUCAUGUGGACCAAAUCGUCACGUCUGCUGCAAAUUUGACUUUCAUCAGAAACAAUGUUUCCAUGGGAAAAAACAUACUGACGUGUUGCAUGUUACGAAUGAUAAUGUCGCUGAAUUAGCAAAUGAAUUGUGGGAGCAGUUACAGAUGAAGUCCGAAUUGUUUCGGAGUAACGUUCUCCUGUUGCCGCAUGGCGACGACUUCCGGUAUAAAACCACAGAAGAAUGGGACGAACAGUUUGAAAAUUUGCAGACAAUCUUUAAUUACAUCAAUGACAAACCUGAAAUGCAGAUGAAAAUAGAGUUUGGGACUUUGAAAGAUUAUUUUAAACAUUUACACAAAAGUAUGGGUAGAUAUAAAGCUGAUAAUGACUAUCCGGUACUGAGUGGGGAUUUCUUUCCGUACACCGACAGAAGUGACCAGUACUGGAGUGGUUUCUACUCGACAAGACCUCACUUCAAGUUUUUGGUCAGGCAACUUCAGCAAGUCCUAAGAUCUGCUGAAAUUCUGUUCACGUUUUGUAUGUCUUACCUAAACGUGAACACGAACAUGUGGGAUCUGUACAGUAAACUGGAGACGGUCAGACGAACACUAGCUCUGUCACAACACCAUGAUGCCAUCACUGGUACAAGUAAACGUCAUGUUAUGAAUGAUUAUAGUGAUAGGUAAUCCAUUAAAUAUAACUACUAGUAGUAACCCUAGGAACAUGUUUUAUAUAUCUUAAUUUGACUUUCCAAAUUUAUUUUUGUAACUGUCCAGUAUCAAUUUAGUUUGCACUAAUUUAAUUUUAGUCCAACUGAGUUGGAAGCUAUACUUAUUCAAACACUCUCGAAUCCGGUUAUAAAUCCAGAAAUUAAGUAUUAUAAUUAUUCAAGAAAAAUGAUUAAAAAACUAGGAAAAACUUACAAAAAAUACAAGGCUGAAGCAUCUGCUUUAAAUAGAUCGUUUUAGAGAUUUUUUCAAAAUGAUAAAAGGAGAACACGGAGAUGAAAUAACCAUGUAUAAAUGAAAGCAUUGAACAUCUUUUUGGUUAUGCCCAUUUUAUUACAAUUUAAAUAAAAAUAUUGUUUUUAACAGAAACACCUUAUUAGAUUUUGAGAUAAAUAUGUUUGACUAGAUUCCAUUCUCAAAAUCUAAUAAUAUGUUUCGUGUGAUUACUUGUUAUUUUAU
Molecule: messenger RNA, 1958 nt
Organism: Ruditapes philippinarum (Manila clam)
Lineage: Eukaryota; Metazoa; Mollusca; Bivalvia; Venerida; Veneridae
Product: alpha-mannosidase 2-like
Exons: 9
Coding region: 108-1457 (449 amino acids)
Biological process (GO): protein deglycosylation; N-glycan processing; mannose metabolic process
Cellular component (GO): Golgi membrane
Molecular function (GO): alpha-mannosidase activity
Source: RefSeq, a predicted model, not a curated record